This is a messenger RNA of Arabidopsis arenosa, 540 nucleotides long. The record is from the annotation of a GenBank genome assembly. NCBI's taxonomy places the organism in Eukaryota, Viridiplantae, Streptophyta, Magnoliopsida, Brassicales, Brassicaceae.
GGUUUCUGAUGUUUUGUCUCUCUGAUUGAAAAAGGUAAAAAGCGCUACGCUUAAUUUGCUUGCUAGGGCUCUUACCUGAUUUUUGGGUGAUAACUUAAUAUGCUUAUACAGUGUUGCAAAAUCAUCUUGUCGACUAGUUAACUUGUCUUUGUGGGUUUCCAUCUUCAAUGUUUCAGUACUCUAUGUAUGCAGGUAUUAUCGGGCUUUUCAAGAUGGGUAACAAAGCUACAACGGUGAAAGAAGAACGGGAAGAGAUCCACUUGAAGAUUGUACCUCCAUUGGACAAAGUUUUUCUACGUUGGCUCGCGAGAGAUCUACGAAGAUUUCAUGGAUUCAUACCGAAGAACAACACUCGUGCGAUCACUCCUCCAGAUAGCUACAUCGAGUUUAUGCGGCUAAAUGGAUCGCUUGAUGUGGAUUUAGAUGACCCUGAUCUUGCCCAUCUGUUCAAGUAAAAAGGUUCUUGGGUGUGUUUGUCUUGUAUGAAGCUUUCAAACUCCUAGUAUACUUAAGCAUGUGUAAUGAAAAUUGUCUUUAAAG